Diabrotica virgifera virgifera (western corn rootworm) is the source of this 941-nucleotide messenger RNA. RefSeq names its product zinc finger MYM-type protein 5-like. The record is from RefSeq and is a predicted model, not a curated record. The transcript is spliced from 2 exons. The coding region runs from base 1 to 705 and encodes 234 amino acids. Lineage: Eukaryota; Metazoa; Arthropoda; Insecta; Coleoptera; Chrysomelidae.
AUGAAGCGAACUUAUGAAAGUGGGUCUCAGAAACGCAAAGAGAAAAAACGAAAAGACGAUGAAGCUGCACGAAGUUCAAAAAAUUUAAACGCUUGGUUAACUGCUUCCACUUCUCAAACCAAGGACCAAGAUCUUUGUGAAACAGUUAAUCAACCUACUCAAUCCGAAUCAGAAUUAAAAAAGCCAUGUCAAGUUGAAGAUGAAAUUAAAAUAACGGGUCGUGAGCUGGAAACCUGUCAUAACGAAAGUCAUGAAGAACUUCACUCUACAGAAAAUUCUACUAAACUCAUAAAUGAGCAAGGUCAAAUUGAAGUACGUGUUACACACGAACUUGAAGAUGCGCUUAAUGUGAGUUUGUGUGAUGUUUUACCAAAAACUGUUAAUGAAAGUGAGCUUAAACGUAAACUGGUCAGGGAUGGUCCUUAUCAACCUGAAGGACCUUUUCCAAGAGAUAGGCAAGGGCGAUGUUUUUCGAGUCAUUAUUAUUCAUUUACAACCAACGCUGGUAUAAAACUCAAGAGAAAUUGGUUGUGCUAUUCAAAAAGUAACGAUUGUGUCUAUUGCCUUCCAUGUUGGUUGUUUCCUCAGGACGUCCUUGUAACUGGAAUAAAUUUGAGUAACCUGUUUUCAAAAAACGGCGUGAGAGACUGGAAACACAUUUCGGAACGCAUAGCUAGUCAUGAAGGGCCAAAAGUGCAUUCUUAAGCCUGCAUGGUGUAUGAACAGUGGUCAAGAAAUAGAACUGUUGUAGAUACUAUUAACAAACAAAGUGAAGAUGAAAGAAGAUUUUAGUUAGAAGAAGUUAAGUUUAUAUAAAAAAAUCAUUUUGAGGCUAAGCAUGAUUAGCUUAUUUAAAAGUAGAUUAAAGAGCUAGAACUGCAAAAUAGUUAGAUAUUUUAAAAUAAAAAAAAAAAAAAUAAAAUCAAUUAAAAAAUUUGUAU